Xenopus laevis (African clawed frog) is the source of this 2787-nucleotide messenger RNA. It is a transcript of the gene nudt4.L, whose product is annotated as nudix hydrolase 4 L homeolog. Gene Ontology annotation, biological process: diadenosine pentaphosphate catabolic process; diphosphoinositol polyphosphate metabolic process; diadenosine hexaphosphate catabolic process. NCBI's taxonomy places the organism in Eukaryota, Metazoa, Chordata, Amphibia, Anura, Pipidae. Gene Ontology annotation, molecular function: metal ion binding; pyrophosphatase activity; bis(5'-adenosyl)-pentaphosphatase activity. Gene Ontology annotation, cellular component: cytoplasm; nucleus. The record is from RefSeq and is marked provisional.
CCGGGCCACUUGUAACCAGCGGCACCGGCAGCAGCAUCGUUCUCUAACCUUGGGCCGGCUCUCCUCCUGCUCCGAGCGGUGGGCGGCUGAGGGGGCGUUGUGUCCCUGUGUGUGUGUGUGUGUGUGUGUGUGUGUGUGUGGAAGGAGCCGUGCGGCGGGGAUCGCGAGUGACAGCACAAGCAGCCGGGAGAGGGAGGAGGAGCCGCCGCCGCCUCUAUGAUGAAGUUCAAGCCGAACCAGACUCGGACGUACGACCGGGAGGGCUUUAAGAAACGGGCGGCCUGUCUUUGCUUCAGGAACGAGCGGGAGGAUGAGGUGUUAUUGGUGAGCAGUAGUCGUUAUCCAGAUCAGUGGAUUGUUCCUGGAGGAGGGAUGGAGCCAGAAGAGGAACCAGGAGGUGCUGCUGUGAGAGAAGUCUAUGAAGAGGCUGGAGUAAAGGGGAAAUUAGGAAGACUUCUUGGAAUUUUUGAGAAUCAAGAUAGAAAGCAUCGGACAUAUGUUUAUGUGCUCACUGUGACUGAAGUACUGGAAGACUGGGAAGAUUCUGUAAAUAUUGGGAGAAAGAGGGAGUGGUUCAAAGUGGAAGAUGCCCUGAAGGUCUUGCAGUGCCACAAGCCUGUACAUGCAGAAUAUUUGGAAAAACUGAAAUUGGGAUGCUCCCCAACGAAUGGAAAUUCUGUGGUGCCCCCCAUCCCAGACAACAAUUCUCUCUAUGUUACAUCUGCACAGAAUUCUAGCCUGCCAUCGACUGUGAGAUAAGCUGUGUGCAUUGUGGGAUGGCACAUCGUAAGAGAGAACAGUCCCAGAUGUUCUUAUGCCGACAUCCUUAAAAUAAGGCCUGGAUUCUCCAUGUUUUGUUUUUUCUUCCUUCUCAACAAUUUUGCCAUCCUUUCUUUGUUUUUAACAAUGUAAAUUAGUAUUUCAUCAAACCAAAGCCCUAUGGAUUUUUAUGAUGCCCCAAUGGACAUUUUUUCACUCCUGUCUUAUGUAUAUACAGCCUAUGUCAUUAGCAUAACAUUUUUUUUUUUUUUUUUUUUUUUUUGUGUGGCCAUUUAUUCCUUACCUGCUUUGUUGCUGGAAGGGCUUCAUUUUAUUGCUAGGUGCAUGGUGGACUCUUGGUGCCUAUGCAUUUAAUGUUCCUCCUGUAUCGUACAAGGGCAAUCUUGACAACAAAACCUUGUUCUCUACUAGAAGUGUGGCCUUCACCAAAUUUAGCUCUGGGGAGGCUCUUUUUGCCUUGCUAACUGCACCAGAAGAAUUAACUGGCUUUCAAAUAUGUUAUUACUCUAGUAUGAUGCAAUUUACAGUGAAACAACUGUGGUAUGUUAGUGGCAUUAGGAGAAUUAGUAUAAUCUAUGGUUUGAUUGUAUAGAUAGCAACACAUGUAUAUUGUAGCAUGGUUCAUAUGGCUUUUCCCUGAAAAAUUUUCUUCAAAAUGUGUGCCAUUUUUACAUUUUAAUAUUAACUGUAAGAAUCUCAGAUUGCCUCACUGCUACCAAUCUGUCAGGAUGUCAAUGAGUUACUUUUUUCUAGUGAGACAUAUCAGUUUAUGCAUUAGUUUCAUCACUUUCAAUGUGUGUGGGGUUUUUUGUUUUUUUUUUACCUCUUUGAGAUUGAUCAGCUUUUUGGAGUAGGAAGGAAGUUUCUGUAACUAGAUAUGCAUUCUGGAAUGACUUGGCGUGUUGAAAUAGUGGACUUGUUUAAUGCAGAAGUGGCAACAACACUUUGUUAAGCAUUUGUCAGUGUCACAUUGGAAAACCAUAUAGUAGCAUCUAUCCACUUUUCUUGUAAAAUCCUGAACAAAUAUUAGUAUGAGUGUUUCCAUAGGCUCCAUUGUUGGGUAUUGUUAGAGGCAUAUAUUUGCAUUUUCUGUGUUCUCAGCUCAUAAAUAGUUGCCCCUUGUUUCACGAGAGCCUGAGAAUUUGAACCCUCUCCCUUCACUUAAGGAAAGAUAAAAAACAAAGUCCAUUAUUGUUGUUUCAGUAGUUUUUAAGGUUGAUUAAGAUCCACGUGUGUCCUAAUUAAAACUCCAGUUCAGGGUUGUCAAUUCACUUGUAUGUGAUGUGCCUACAGCUACCGGGGUCUACCCAAACUAUUAUUUCCACAACCUUGUUGCCAUGGUCUUAUUUAUAAUAACUAUGCCUCGGUAUGUGUGCUAAUGCAGAUCCAAGUGCAACGUUGGGCAUACUCCAUUAAUAUCUGUUGGUUUGUUAGGUCUCCCAAUGAGUGGAUCUUUGCCUUAUUUGGCCAUCCAUGGGCAGUGUCAAAUCAAGUUGAUCCUUCAGAGCAACAGUCAGAUCAUAAUAGAGCCCUGUGCAGACCCAUUGGUAGAGGACUGCAGCAAUGGUCUUGUGCAGUCCUUUGAAAUUUUCUAGCCUGCCCAAUAGAUAUCUGGCUGAAAGCCAGCUUAGAAAAUUGGACAGACUGAUAGGAAGACCCCAUAAACAUGCUGGAAAGCUGCUGAGCUGGCAGCUAAUAUUGACUUUAUGUUUGGCAGACACUUAAUAUUCCCAGUGUCUAACUACUGAUUUUAAUCAGUAAUUAUGUCUAGUGCAGUUUGAUAUUGGAUCUCUCUAUAGUAACAGGUACAGUUCACCCAAUAAAUAUUUAUUGCAAACAAAGUAAGCCAAUCCAGUCAGUGUAAGUGAAAAUGGUAAAAGGUGGGGCUUAUCCCUUGAGUACAUGUGUUUCUGAUCUCCGUGGUCACUACACAACGCAGUACGGAUAGUGCACCUUUCAUUGUUGUGGGCUCCCUAGAGUGAAAGGUUUUUUUAGUGCACAUCUUAA